AUGUGGUCCAAUGCUGAAAUCGCUCGAGCAACGCGAGAGAAUCUUCCGAACAAGGAGUUCAACCAACCAUUAACAAAGAACUCGCGCACACAUGAUGGCGAUAAUGUUCAUUCGGAACGUAGAGUAACACGCGUGGUGCGUAUACUGGGGAGGAGAUAUCCCCUGACGGAUACAUUCUACAAGUAUCUUGACAUCGGGGUUCAAAUCGGUGGUUCCUGCGACGUAGAGUUGGCUAUAGGAGACUCUCGUGGAAACGAAAUUAAAUUUUCUAUGGAUACGUGGAAAGAUCUCCUACGAAAGAGGCAUAACAUUCUGCAGAUUUUUGCUGAUACACCAGGAACCUCGAGCGAGCCGAUAAGCAUUAAUGACGUAACAGUUAAACUCCGACAACUAAAUGACGUAAAACUCGCAAAACUCUCAGAUUCUACCGUCUCUAUGUUCAUGAGUGAAAAAACCGUACAAAAGUUGUUCGCUUUCGAAUAUUGUAUCGAUCACAUGUACAGUUGGCUGUCUGAAAACUUGUACCUGGUAGAAUUGCAUAAUUCGACCAAACUUUCAAAGGUGCGUAAAUUUCAGUAUCUAAAAUCGUGCCUGUCGGGCGACGCCGAGAAGAUGCUCGCCCUGACUCCCACCACGGCUGGAAAGUACAAAGGAGCCUGGACGUCCUUGGAGAGGCAUUUCGCUAGCCCGUCCGAACUCAAGCGUUUACUGGACGAUUUUCACCAAACUCAAGAGGCGUUCACAGCUCUUGGCAAACCUGUAGAUGAAUGGGAUGAAUGGUUUUUAUUCUUGUGUACGGAGAAACUGGAUCAACCUACUCGUGUCGCGUGGGAAGUUUCGCUUACCGAUCCUCUGGUGAUUCCACGCUACGAAACUUUGGAAACGUUUCUGGAGAAUCGGGUGCAUGCAUUGUCGACCGCGUUACCCUCGGAAAUCGCUGCGACUCCGAAACCCAUGUCGUCUGGGUCGGAGUGUUCCUUCCUCAACGAGUGGUCAGCACAAACCCUUCGCCUCAGGAGAAGAUCAGUGCGCGUCGAGCUCACAGGUUACCAGGGUACCAAGGUAGGUACGGCUCGAUCCGAGGUUUCGGUGGAGUUUCGCUCCCCUGUCAACAAGGAGUUUCGGAUCCCCUUGGAAGCGCUGGUCACCAAGAGCCUCACCGCACCCACGCCGUCCCAUCCUCUAGAAAACGGCGAUUGGGAGCAUAUUAAAGGACUGCUGCUGGCAGACUCCUCGUACAACUUACCUGGCUACGUCGAUGUCCUCCUUGGAGCCGAUAUCUGUGGCCAACUGUUGCAGGAUAGACGCGAGGGACCUCCUGGAACCCCCACGGCGGUGCUGACUCCAUUUGGCUGGACGCUGAUGGGAUCGAUUCGAUUUUCGGAGCCGGGGUGGACAGCACGGGUGCUGCACGUUCGUCACCAGGAGUUGCCAGACUUAAAACGAUUUUGGGAGGUCGAGGAAGUUCCUGUUUCAACCCCCAUGACCUCUGAUGCACUCAGAUGUGAACUUCAGGACACCACGGUUCGUGAUUCCUCGGGUCGCUACAUUGUACGUUUGCCCUUUAGAAACGCGCCUCCCCGGGUGGAGACCACCCGAUUGGCUGCGCUCAGGAUGCUGCUUUCAGCCGAACAACGCCAACAACGGGAUCUAGUUCUGCGCCAAAACUAUGUGGAUUUCAUGGAGGAGUACCACCGUUUGGGACACAUGGUCGCCGCUACAACCUCACUCGAAGAGGAAGACAAUGGAUGUUAUAUUCCACAUUACGCCGUUUGGAAGACGAUGGAGGGACAAAAGAAGCAUCCAGGAGAUAAGGUCACGGAGUACCGCUUGAAUACGGUAACGUAUGGUACCGCUCCAGCUCCUUACCUAGCUCAUGGGGUUCUUAGGCAGCUCGCCUACGAUGAGGAAAACCAAUUCCCCUUGGCCUCCCAGGUGCUACACGACAACACCUAUGUAGAUGACGCCGAGGAUGCCUGGAAAAUACAAGGGGAAUUGAUUAAUAUCCUCGCCUCCGCUGGCUUCCCACUCGACAAGUGGGCCAGUUCAUACCCGAAACUCCGCGCAUCUCUAGUUGCUCACAAGGUGUUCCAGGAUCCUGAGGUACAUGGAGCGCUGGGACUCAAAUGGGACACGGGCCAUGACACCUUAGCUGUUAGAGGAUCUAUCGUCGGGGAGGUGAAUCCGAACGCUGUUUGGACUAAGCGUUCCAUUCUCUCGGAGAUAGCCCGGGUAUUCGAUCCUAUGGGAUGGUUAACACCUGUUUUCAUUCUGGCCAAAGUUUUGUUGCAGGAUCUUUGGCUAGCAGGAGUUACGUGGGAUGAAUCUCUCGGACCGACCUUGGCGCAUCGCUGGACCCACUUCCGACUGGAUCUACCGCUGCUUUACAGGAUCUCGGUGCCGAGGUGGACGCAGUUCUCUCCAAGGGGCUGCUCCGUGGAACUCCAUGGGUUCUGCGACGCGUCGGAACGCGCCUACGCCGCAGUAGCGUAUCUCAUCGUUCGUCAGGAUGCAGCUUCCACCGUAUCUCUCUUGAUGACGAAAUCAAGGGUAGCUCCAAUCAAGACGAUCAGCAUCCUCCGCCUGGAACUUUGUGGAGCUGUCCUACUGGUUCGUCUCUUGACAAGCCUGAAAAGGGGAUUAGGAUGGACCAACGUUUCAACACAAGCUUGGUCCGACUCAACUGUGGUUCUGGCAUGGAUCAAAGUUCACCCGUCUCGGUGGAAGCCAUUCGUCGCACAUCGGGUGGCAGAAAUCCAAAGCGAACCUGGGAUCUGCUGGUACCAUGUUGGGACCCACGAAAAUCCAGCUGAUCUGGCCACGAGGGGGAUUUCAAGCCAGGACCUUCGCCACUCGGACCUUUGGUGGUCUGGACCGUCGUGGAUCAUCAAUCCCCCGGAUCAAUGGCCAGUUUCUAGUGUCCCGGAACCACCGACACUUCUCCCUGAGGAACGUCAAGCCAUUACCACGCUGACAAUAACCACGAAAGAAGAAAAUCACUACCUCAGGCGCUUUUCUAACCUAGAUCAUCUGAUACGAGUCACCGCGCAGAUGAGACGAUUCCAGGUUUGCGCUAGGAAACUAGCUACCUGCGUACCAGAGUUUCUGACAACCCUCGAGCUUCGGGAGACGCUCCUCAUCGUCAUACGGUUGAGCCAGCAGGACUCGUUUGCUAAGGAGCUGGAGAGACUUCAGCGAGGGGUCUCGGUUUCAACCUCGUCCUCUAUAAAAACAUUAUGUCCUUUUUUAGAUAAAGAUGGCAUUCUUCGAGUGGAAGGACGACUCAAAAACACUCACCUCGCCGAGUCUCGUUGUCAUCCAGCGAUCAUGAGCCGAACGUCCCAUCUGGCGACCCUGAUCAUCAGAGAUGGUCAUCACAAAACGCUGCAUGGAGGCGUGAACGCGACUACUGCCUCGAUUCAUCGAGCAUUUUGGAUACCCAGGUGUCGAGUCCGUGUCAAGCAGAUUCUGCAUGACCGCGUGCUCUGCGUCAGUCAGCGAGCCUUGACUGGACAGCAACGAAUGGGUAAUCUGCCAACUGUCCGACUCCAACCCUCGAAACCUUUUCUGCGAGCAGGCGUGGACUACGCCGGACCAUUUGCUCUCCGUACUGCUAAAGAGAGAGGACACAAAAAUUCACUGCGAGGCGAGGACACUGCGCUCAGUUAUUCAGCGACAAUGCCACAACCUUCAUGCGAUCGGGGAGCCCAUGGUCUCCUCAGCCAGCUCUUCAAGGCAUCCUCACAAUUCUACAAGACAGUGGCGGAAGUCUUAGCAAACGAGGGGACGGAAUGGACCUUUAUACCUCCAUAUUCACCUCAUAUGGGAGGAUUGUGGGAGGCUGCAGUGAAGUCGAUGAAAACUCACCUCAAGAAGACCAUCGGAGAAGCCACCCUGACUUAUGAGGAGAUGGCUACACUUCCCUGCCGCAUAGAAGCCUGCCUGAAUUCCCGACCGUUGACGCCGCUCCUCGACGAACCUCGUGAUCUGGAACCGUUAACUCCAGGUCACUUCCUAGUCAGCGACCGGUUGAUUUCCCCUCCCGAACAUCCCGAUUUGGUUACAAAUACCUGCCUAAAAAAGUUCUUAACAAAUGGAAUCAGGAGUGGACAUCACCGAAUCAUCAUACCUGUCAAAAACCUGUCUGGUCAUCAUACCUGUCUAAAAAAGUUCUUAACAAAUGGAAUCAGGAGUGGACAUCACCAAAUCUAA
Hylaeus volcanicus is the source of this 4212-nucleotide messenger RNA. RefSeq lists its product as uncharacterized. The record is from RefSeq and is a predicted model, not a curated record. Bases 1 to 4212 code for a protein of 1403 amino acids. The transcript has 7 exons. Lineage: Eukaryota; Metazoa; Arthropoda; Insecta; Hymenoptera; Colletidae. Gene Ontology annotation, molecular function: nucleic acid binding.